Molecule: messenger RNA, 468 nt
Organism: Symbiodinium necroappetens
Lineage: Eukaryota; Dinophyceae; Suessiales; Symbiodiniaceae
Source: the annotation of a GenBank genome assembly
AUGAAGCACAUACAGCAGCAGCUGCAGGAAGUUCAAGCUUCCAUGGGUGCCGCCAAAGUUCGCUCUGAAGGGGAGGUGGCAGCUUGGCAGGCCAUCUUUGCAGAUGCCCGGGAGGCGAGCGAAAGAGUGGCAAAGAAACAUGCUGCUCAGAAGGUCCAGAAGCAGGAGCUGGAACUUGAAGCAAAGCACCUCCAGGAACUGCUGGAGGAUGUCAGUGAAGAGAUCAAGAAACUCCAUACCGUGCAGAGCGGACUGGAAGGGGAACGGUUGCAAGCAACUGAGCGUGUAAGGGGCGAGCUGGCCAGGAUCGAGGCUCACGGACGGCAUGGGCAGCUUGAAGCAGAGCUGGUAUGUGCCAGGCGGCGUGUCGAGGAGCUGCGAAUGGAAUGCGAGUCUGAACGACGGAGGUGUUGCAAAUUGGUGGCUGACCUGCCACCAGCCGAGCAGCGAACCAGCGGUCGCUACUGA